Molecule: messenger RNA, 1296 nt
Organism: Arachis duranensis
Lineage: Eukaryota; Viridiplantae; Streptophyta; Magnoliopsida; Fabales; Fabaceae
Product: F-box/kelch-repeat protein At3g23880-like
Exons: 1
Coding region: 1-1296 (431 amino acids)
Molecular function (GO): protein binding
Source: RefSeq, a predicted model, not a curated record
AUGCGGAUUGCGGAGGAAAAAGCAUCGAGACGGCUGGAAAUGGUCAGUUGUCCCACGCCAAGAACGCGGCUGUUAACAGACCUUCCGAAAGAGACGAUAAUAGAAAUCUUGCUGAGGUUUCCGGCAAGGACGCUUGUUUCCUUAAGGAGCGUGUGCAGUUCAUGGAGAAACCUAAUCUCCUCCCCCGACUUCACCUGCAACCACCUUCGUCGUUCAUGCUUACUUGAUCCAACUUUGAAUACGCCACAAAUUGCUUAUUUCACUGGGGCCUACAGAAAUGACAUCAGAUGCGGCAGUAUCGGACUUCUCUCCAUACACUCAAUCUUGGACAAUCCUUCCAAAUCUAAUCAAGGCGAUUGCUUCACGGAACAACGCUACUACGGAUUCAUUGGUUCUUGCAAUGGAUUGUUAUGCUUGGUUGAUGCACAUGCCUUCAAAUACAUGCAUGCCAUCUUGUGGAACCCCUGUACCGGAUUCACAUUCGAAUCUCCGGAAAUCAGCGGCGAAGUCCGCUUUUGUGGCUUUGGUUACGAUCAUCUCAGUGACAGUUACAAAAUUUUUGCAUCUAUAAGGACGGAAGGGCGGCCAUCUCGUUUUGAGUCUAGUACCAGAAUUUAUACAUUUGGGCCAACUUCGUCCUGGAGAAAAAUUGAUGAUAUCCCAAGUGACGACCCUUGUUGGGAUGUUAAUAGGGAAGGGGAAUUUUUUGGUAGUAGCAGAUUAUGCACUCUUAAUUGGAUUGUUAAUGACGUGGUUCUUUAUUUUGACUUGGGUAAAGAGAUUUAUGGUCAUUUUCCUCUACCUGAAGGUAAAAUAGCUUUAGAUCCUCAUUUUAAAAGGUUAACUCACUUGUGUGUCUUGAGAAACUGCCUUUCUGUUUGUUAUGAGCAUAAGAAUACAUUCAAGUGUAUUGUAUACAAGUGGAUUGUGUGGCAGAUGAAAGAAUACGGAGAUGCUCAAUCUUGGAUUAAAUUGGCAGUGAUUCCGGUCGAUGAAAAUUUCACUUAUUCAGAUCCUUUUCGUUGUUUACAACCUCUUUACAUCUCGGAAAGUGAUGUUCUUUUGGCAUUGUGUCCAUCUUUCGGCAUAGUUUUGUGUAACUUAAAUGAUGAGAGCGUAGAUUUUCGUGAAAUUGACGGCUCCGGCAUGAAGAACAAUCCUGUUUUUGAUAAAUAUGUCAAGUAUAGGAUGGCUUGUAUCUACCAUGAAAGCUUAGUUUCACCAAAUGGUCUUCAAAGCAAUUCAUCCAAAAUGCUGCGCCUCAUCAAACCCAAACCCAAGCCUGUUGACUCUUAA